GUUGAAACGAUAUUUGACUAAAGAUAUUUCUAAACAACUUCAGACCAUUCUUUACCGUUUAUUGUAUAUAUGGAGUAUGUAUGGCAUGAUUUGAUCGUAGGUGUACAGCCUUUUUCGUGAUCAGAGUACAGAAGGAUCUGCAUACAGAUAUCAUCCGUAUGAUAGAAAGGACAAUUAAAAACGUAAUAAAAUUUAAUAUAUUAAGAAAUUCGGAAAGGGAAAAAAUAUUUAUUUUAUAAAAAUAAAGUUGAUCUUUGAAAUCAGUGAAAGAUGCAGGAAUCUCAACCGAAAAAAGGGAAAAAGGCAAGAAGAAAGCGUAAUGAUAGUGACGAGGACAUUGAGAAGGUUCUGGCAGAAUUAGAAUUGGAAUAUUCCGGUCAAAAAGCAUCUGUCAAAGAGGUUAAAGAUAUAAAGGAAAUAAAAGAAAUUAAAGAUGAUAAGGAAGUUAAAGAUGAUUCGGAACAGAAAAUAGAUGAGGAUAAAAAGAAGAAAGCAAAGAAAGAUAAGAAAAAGGAUAAAGGUGAAAGUAAGGACAUAAAGGAAGAAUCAAAAAAUGAUAUUAAUAAUGAAGCGGCCAUUGAUGAUGCAAUUGUUACCGGCGAUGACGAUAUGGAAGGUGGUACUGUAAAAACUGCAGCCCAAAAGAAAAAAGAAAAGAAAGAACGAGAGAAGCAAAAGAAAUUGGCCUUAAAAAAAGCAGAGGCUAUUAAGAAAGCCGAAGGCGGAGAGAUAACGAAAAAGCCUGAAAGUAAUGAAAAACUAAAUGAAAAAAAUGUGGAAGAGAAAGUAUCUAAUGUUGCAGAAGCUGAAGGAGAUACGGGUGAAGCUGAGGAUGGAAAGAAAAAGAAGAAGAAGGGCGCUAAAGAGGAUGCUAAAGAAAAAGCUAAAGGACCCGGUAAGAAGACUAUUGCUGCUAUGCAAGAGGCUUUAAGAAAAUUAAAGGAGGAAGAGGAACGAUUAAAACGAGAGGAGGAAGAAAGGAUAAGACAAGAAGAAUUACGUGAGAAAGCUAGAUUAGAACAACUUCAAUUGGAACAGGAACGAAAGGAAAGGAAAAAAUUGAAGGAAAAGCAAAGGAAAGAAAGAUUGAAAGCCGAAGGAAAGCUUUUAACAACGAAACAAAAACAGGACAGAGCUAGAGCUCAAGCUAUGAUCGAUGCUCUUAAAGCUCAAGGUUUAGAUUUACCUGAUGUGGGAGAUAAAAAGCCUAGAGCAGGUACAAGAAUAAGACAAAAUAAAAUAAAGCAACAAGUUAGCGUGGAAGAGAAAGAUGAUAAAAAAUUAGAAGAUACAGAAACUGAUACGGAUCGCGUUCAAGUUGAAAUAGUUGAUCAAACGCCAAAGGACGUUAGUGAUAAAAAGGAAGAGGAAGUAAAGGAUUCUUGGGAUGCUGAAAGUAGCGGCGAUGAACAGGAAGAGGAAGACAAAUCCGAUGAAGCAUCGAAAACGCCUGAGGAAACUAAGGAAAUGAUUUUACCCGAUCAAGAGAAGUCACAUUUGGAAGUAGAUUUAGAUAAGAAAGAAACGUCAGAAAGUGAAUCCGAAAGUGAAAGCGAAAGUGAAUCAGAAUCUGAAGAUGAGAGCGAGGAAGAUAGUGGAUUGGAAGAUAAGCUACCGGAUGCGGCACGUAAGAAGGAACGUGCUCAAGAACGUAUACAAAAUCGUCGAAUCGAAGCGGAAAAAAAGAAAUCUUUAGAUAAUUUGAGAGCAGCUGUUGUUUGUGUAUUGGGUCAUGUAGAUACCGGAAAAACAAAGAUUCUCGAUAAAUUAAGGAGAACCAAUGUGCAAGACGGCGAGGCAGGUGGUAUUACGCAACAAAUUGGUGCUACCAAUGUGCCCAUUGAUGCGAUACAAGAAUCAACGAAACAUGUGAAGGGUUUCGCUGAUAAAAUAUUUAAGAUACCGGGACUAUUGAUAAUAGAUACGCCUGGUCACGAAUCCUUCAGUAAUCUCAGAAGUCGAGGAUCUUCUCUUUGCGAUAUAGCAAUUUUAGUAGUUGAUAUUAUGCACGGUUUGGAACCACAAACGAUAGAAAGUAUAAAUCUAUUGAAAGCUAAGAAGUGUCCAUUUGUUGUUGCCCUUAAUAAGAUCGACAGGUUGUAUGACUGGCAAACGAUGAAUCGAAAGGAUGUUCAAGAUAUUAUUAAAAGUCAGGCCAUUAAUACGCAACGAGAAUUUGAGAAACGUUCGAAAGACGUUAUAGUGCAAUUUGCCGAGCAGGGCCUAAACGCGGCGUUAUUUUAUGAAAAUCCAGAUCCACGUAGUUACGUGUCAUUAGUUCCUACGAGUGCCAUAACAGGUGAGGGCAUGGGAAACUUGCUAGCAUUAAUAGUCGAUGCUUCCCAGGGCCCGUUAGCUAAGAGACUUAUGUACAGCGAAGAGCUUCAAGCUACUGUACUAGAGGUUAAAGCAUUACCUGGCUUAGGAACUACGAUAGAUUGUAUUCUAGUCAAUGGUAUGUUGAAGGAAGGUGAUACAAUGAUAGUCGCGGGAACAGAUGGACCUAUAGUUACACAAAUUCGUUCACUUCUUAUGCCGCAACCGUUAAAAGAAUUGAGAGUAAAGAAUGCAUAUAUCGAGCAUCGCGAAGUUAUGGCUGCGCAAGGUGUCAAGAUAGCUGCGAAGGAUUUAGAAAAAGCUAUCGCAGGAUUGAAUCUUCAAGUCGCACAAAAACCAGACGAGGUCGAUGUCCUUAAAGAAGAAAUAUCUAAAGAACUCAGCAGUGCUCUUGGAAAUAUAAGACUUGCCGAAAGGGGUGUAUACGUCCAAGCGUCAACAUUGGGUGCCCUGGAAGCAUUGUUAGAUUUCCUUAGGAGCAGCAAAAUUCCGUAUUCUGGUAUACGAAUUGGACCAGUCGUGAAGAAGGACGUGAUGAAGGCCUCGAUUAUGCUUGAACACGACAGUCAAUAUGCCACAAUUCUGGCGUUUGAUGUAAAGAUAGAGAGGGACGCACAAGAACUCGCCGACUCGUUGGGGGUCAAGAUCUUCCAAGCCGACAUCAUCUACCACCUGUUCGACAAGUUCACAUCCUACAGGGAGGAACUUAAACAACGCAAGCGAGACGAGAAUAAACACAUUGCCGUUUUUCCUUGCAAACUACGUGUCUUACCGCAGUAUAUCUUCAAUUCAAGAGAUCCUAUAGUGAUGGGCGUUAUGGUCGAAGCCGGUAUCGUUAAGGAAGGAACGCCGCUCUGCGUGCCAAGCAAAGAUUUCGUCGAGUUGGGUAUUGUAUCGAGUAUAGAAUACAAUCACAAGUCUGUAGAAUCGGCUCGUAAAGGACAAGAGGUUUGUAUCAAGAUCGAGCCUAUACCCGGCGAGGCACCAAAAAUGUUUGGCCGUCAUUUCGACGAAAAGGAUUUCGUCGUUAGCAAGAUAAGCCGACAAAGUAUAGACGCCUGUAAGGAUUACUUCAGGGACGACCUUUUGAAAACCGAUUGGCAAUUAAUGGUAGAAUUGAAAAAACUCUUCCAAAUACUCUAGGACUCGCCAAGGAGUUCGCGAUGAUCCUCGCGCGCGCGAACAUAAGAAAAAAAUACCGUGGGCCGGAUUCUUAGGGACAACGAGGCAAUAUCCUUGAAGAAGAAAGAACAGUGGUAUAUUAUAUUCUACGACGAUUAUAGAACGGGAUAAUUAUUGUAGCACUCUAUAGACGGAUAACAUCCUCGUCCUCGGUGAGAUAAAGAAAGAAAAAAGGAAACGAAAGAAAGAUAGAAGGAAAAAAGAUGAAGAAGAAUAUCGAUAAUGAUAAUAACAAUAACAAUAACAAUAACAAUAAUAAUAAUAAUAAUAAUAAUAAUAAUAAUAAUAAUAAUAAUCGUCAUCGAUUACGACGACGUCCCGACGGCGAUUUCUCGAGUACGUUCGUUCAUACGUUUCUUUUUUUGGGGUGGAAGGGGUGGGGGGGGGAAAGGAAAAGAAAAAGAAAAAGAAAAAGAAAAACGUCCCGCGUUGAAAUGCCGCAACUUCCUCUCGAUAUAAAAAUUCGAGAGAAGGAGUGAUUAACGGAAAGAAAAAAAAAAAAAAGAAAAAAGAAAGAAAGGGAAAAAAGAAAGAGAGAGAGAGAGAGAAAAUAAAAAAAUAAAAAAGAUAAAGAAGAAGAAGAAGAAGAAGAUGAUUUUUAUUUCCGUCAUAAUCCGUCGUGUGUAAGUAAGUAAUUACUACGGCCCCAAUCGUCAUCGUUCGAAGGUCAACGAACCUUCCCUUCAAUUCGUUCGCGUAAAAGUUCUCCCUCUUUCGAAAAAAAGGGGAGGAAGAAGAAGAAUAAGAAGAAGAAGAAAGAGAAGAAAAGGAAAGAGAGAGAGAGAGAGAGAGAGGGAGAGAGAGAGAAAGAGAGAGAAAAGGAAACCUCGAGAAUCUGAAAUAUAUGUUAAUAGUACGAAGGUGCGAAAAAACUUUUGUUAAGAAUGAAGAAGAGUAAUCGCACUAACGCGUUAAAGUCGCUUACGAGUUUUCCGCUACGAUGCGCUUUCAUCGUCUUGUCUUGUCCCCUCUCAAAGUUCUGACUAUUGGGACGAUUCCGUUAUAAUCCGAACAAACUCGUCGAGUUACUUGCAAUCGAUGAAUAUAUAUAUAAAUAUAUAUAUAUAUAUAUCUUUAAUAUAUAUAUCUUUAAUAUAUAUAUAUAUAUUAAUUAUAUAUAUAGAUAUAUAUAUAUAAUAUAAAUAUAUUUAUAUAUAUAUUUAUAUAUAUAUAUAUAAAUGUAACUAUAUCUAAUAAUCCUAUUCGCCGAGGAGAAAAGACACUAGUGAAAGAAAAGAAUAAUCUUUCAUCGUCUCGUCGACUUCAAUCCAUCUCUGUAUCUAUCUCUCUCUUUCUCUCUCUCUCUCUCUCUCUCUCACUCUUUAUUUAUCUAUCUAUCUUUCUCAUUGUCUCGCUAUCUCUAUCUCUACCUCUACCUCUGUCUCUGUCUCUUUGUUUCUAUCUUUGUCCUUUGUCUCUGUCUCUCAAUUUUUUUUUCUUUUUCUCUCUCUCUCUCUCUCUCUCUCUCUCUCUCUUCAUUUAUCUUCGUCGACUUCUUCAACGUUAAAGUACCGACAAAAACCAAUGCUCGACGUAUUAUUUCUCCCUGAUUCUUCGCAUAAAUGCCUUACCUUACUUACUUAUUCGACAACUGUUCUGUCGAAACAAAGUUGUUAGUAAUCCUUUUCGAGAGACGGAUAGAAGCGAUUUAGAUAAAACGAAUAAAAAUGGAAGAAAGGAAGGAAGAAAUAGAGAGAGAGAGAGAGAGAGAGAGAGAGAGAGAAUGAAAAUGUGUCUACGGUCGUCGACCAUAGAGUGUCGGACGAAACAUAUGGUACACACGAUACAUCUCUCUCUUUCUCUCUCUCUCUCUCUCUCUCUAUUACUCUUUGAGAAACCGUCUGUGAACCGAAGGAAAAAAAGUAGUAGUAAAAGAAGAAGAAGAAGAAGAAGAAAAAGAGGAGGUGGAGAAGAAGGAGGAACGUUACGUUCAUAAGACUCGUUACGUCGACGGUAAAAAGAAAAGAAUAUUACGAAUAAAAAACGACAUAGUGGCGAGAAAGAAAACGAGGAGCCACGUUCACGUGCCUGUUCUUCGUAGAGAUUCGAAACCCUUAAGGAGUGAAAGAAAGAGAAAGAGAGAGAGAGAGAGAGAGAGAGGAAUCAUCGUCGUCGUCGUCGUCGUUGUCGUCGUCGUCGUCGUCGUCGUCGUCGUCGUCGUCGUUGCGCAUUGCGCGUUGCGUCGUACUCGCCUAUAAACUUGCCUUGGUACUCACGAUCAUUCUUGGAAGAGAGGAGCGUGUGUCUGGUAUAAAUUCUCUUCGACGUAUUUCCGGUUUUGUCGCCUAAGAACGCACGUAUGAGUCGAGGGUUAGUGCGAACGAGCGAGAUAGAUAGAUAGAUAGAUAGAUAGACAGAUAAAUAGAUAGAUAGAUAGAGAAAGAAAGAGAGAGAGAGAGAGAGAGAGAGAGAAGGGAUAGAAAAA
Molecule: messenger RNA, 5944 nt
Organism: Vespa crabro (European hornet)
Lineage: Eukaryota; Metazoa; Arthropoda; Insecta; Hymenoptera; Vespidae
Gene: eIF5B
Product: eukaryotic translation initiation factor 5B
Exons: 16
Coding region: 271-3480 (1069 amino acids)
Molecular function (GO): GTPase activity; GTP binding; translation initiation factor activity
Source: RefSeq, a predicted model, not a curated record